ACAAAGUUGAGAGCUUGCCUCUGACAACAUGCAUUCACCAGAGCAUGCCCUAGGUGUCUUCUUCCAGCUGAAAUGACAGCCUUAUCGUAAGUUGUUUAGACAUCUUCCUGUUCCCGAGAGCUCAACGAGCUUACUUUGGAUGACAGUUGAGGGGGUUUCAAGCCUCUGAGCAGGAACCGGCCAAGGAGCGAGCAUUUGUGAUGUCUUCGGACCAGGAAAGAAUCAGGGAGCGCAUUAAAGAACUCCUGAAGAAACCUGGGAAUGGAAACUGUGCCGACUGCAAAGUUGCAGACCCAGAAUGGGCAUCCUACACCCUGGGGGUGUUUGUGUGUCACAGUUGCUCAGGUCUCCAUAGAAACAUUGCUCAGAUAAGCAAGGUAAAGUCUCUACUGCUGGAUCCCUGGAGCUACUCUGAGUUAGAGUUUAUAGAUUCUGUGGGGAAUAAUGCUGCAAAGGCCAAAUAUGAACAGAUAGUACCUGCCUUCUAUUAUCGACCCACAUCUAAAGAUUGCAUGCUCCUUCGGGACCAGUGGAUCCGAGCAAAGUACGAGAGGAAGGAGUUUAUGUGCAUAGAGAGGCAGGAGCCCUACUCUGCAGGCUACAGAGAAGGAUGCUUAUGGAAGAGAGGAAGAGACAACGGUCAGUACCUCAGUCGAAAAUUUAUCCUGACGGAACGUGAAGGUGUCCUGAAAUACUUCAACAAGCACGAUGCCAGGGAGCCCAAAGCGAUCAUGAAGAUUAGCACAGUGAAUGCUACUUUUCAGCCAGCUAAAACCGGCAUUGCUCAUGGGCUGCAGAUUACCUAUUUGAAGGAUAACAGCACCAGGAAUAUCUUUGUUUAUCAUGAGGACGGCAAGGAAAUGGUUGACUGGUUCAAUGCAAUCAGAGGUGCAAGAUAUCACUACCUGCAGGUGGCAUUUCCCGGUGCUCCAAACUCUGAGUUGUUGCCAAAGCUGACCAGGAACUACAUAAAGGAGGGUUACAUGGAGAAGACUGGGCCAAAGCAUACUGAAGGCUUCAAGAAGAGGUGGUUUACGAUGGAUGACAGGAGGCUCAUGUACUUCAAGGAUCCGCUGGAUGCCUAUGCUCGAGGUGAGGUUUUCAUCGGCAGUAAAGAAAACAGCUACACUGUCCUUCCUGGCCUUCCUGCCAACGUUCAGGGGACCCACUGGCCGUUUGGAAUCACUAUAGUGACUCCAGACAGGAAGUUUCUUUUCGCCUGUGAGACUGUAGAGGAUCAGAAAAACUGGAUGGCAGCAUUUCAGAUAGUCAUCAGUCGACCGAUGCUGCCACAGGAGUAUGCCGUGGAAGCUUAUUUUAAACACAAACCAUGAUUGUGCUUCUGCUUGAAGUGCACUCACAGUGCACAAAGCCUGGUGUUUGAUCCAAAGAUGGACGACAUUUGACAGCAACACUUCUACGACACUUCUUGACUCCAGCAACA
Messenger RNA from Gambusia affinis (western mosquitofish), 1444 nucleotides. Its product is annotated as arf-GAP with dual PH domain-containing protein 1-like. The coding region runs from base 201 to 1334 and encodes 377 amino acids. The transcript is spliced from 11 exons. Gene Ontology annotation, cellular component: plasma membrane; intracellular membrane-bounded organelle. Gene Ontology annotation, biological process: positive regulation of GTPase activity. Gene Ontology annotation, molecular function: phosphatidylinositol bisphosphate binding; GTPase activator activity. The record is from RefSeq and is a predicted model, not a curated record. NCBI's taxonomy places the organism in Eukaryota, Metazoa, Chordata, Actinopteri, Cyprinodontiformes, Poeciliidae.